Trichobilharzia szidati is the source of this 2271-nucleotide messenger RNA. NCBI's taxonomy places the organism in Eukaryota, Metazoa, Platyhelminthes, Trematoda, Strigeidida, Schistosomatidae. The record is from the annotation of a GenBank genome assembly.
AUGUCUGGUAAACGGAGAGCAGAUGUUUUGGAUCCGGAUUUCGCUGUUAUCCGUCAGCAGAUUUCUAAACUUUUGCAACAAAGUCUUUACGACUGCAAAAGUUUCCUGCUGAUGGUGAAGUCGCUCUAUCCAAGUUCUAUAAAGUUGGAAAUGAUUGAGUAUGAACUUUUUAAAGAAUAUGGAGAUAGCACUCUAGCUGCUGAGAUACUAUGUCGCUUAUAUGAAAAUCAGAAGCAUCUUGAUGUAUCACAAGUUGAUCUUCUCAGUAAAAUAAUUCAAAAUCCCACUGAUAAAGUGUGUUGUGAAAUUUUUUCGAAACUAACUCCGUCACUGCAGAAACAUCUAGCACAAUUCUAUAUGAAACAAAUUACCAAUGACCUAAUCAGAGCCGACAGCAUUAUAUAUUUGCUUAACUCGAAAGAUGUAGUUUUGCACCCUCAAACUCUGCCCAUGUUACUUACAAUGGCAAACCAAAGUUUUAUGGAAGGUGAAAACACUUUGCGUAAAAACAUGGAUGUGAAAAAUCAUUCAGCAGCUGCCUGUGGUCGUGAAUCAUUCGUAAAGAUUGAGAACAUAGAUGAAGGUGAAGAAGGCGAAGUAGUGGGAGGCGAUGACGAAGACGAGUUCGUAGAUGAUCUCGAUACAUGCAGUGCUGAGGCUAACGGCAAUGCAUUGAGUGGUAUUCCAGUCUCAGUGUUAAAUAUAUUUCGUUUCAAAAUAACCUACGAGUUGCUUCCGGUGGCAUACAAGGCUGUUAGUGUUGCCAAACUCGACAAAAAUCUUAUAUAUAGAAUGUCAGUUACAUCCCUCAACUUCCUGUUAACAUACAUAGCUCACAUUCCGGCAAAUCCACCCAUCGACGGGCUGGAAGAUGAUGUGUUUUCGACGAAAAAAGACCCGAAAACGUACAUAGCAGAUUGUUUGAAAAUGAUAGGACACAUGUUGCAGUGGCCUGUUAACAAUACUUUUGACUUCACUUCUAGUAGAGGCCCGUCUGCCCUUGUACAGCUUACUAAGGAUUUGUUUCGGGAGACCAUGUCUUCAUGCGAAAGUUCACCUACAAAGAAGGAUACACGUGAUAAAAUGCCUCGUCCUUCUGCUCAAAGUCUAAGUCAUAAAUUUCAUGCUAUGGCCUUCCAGGCGCUCUGUGUAUUUUGGUACACACUUAUUGAUAUAGGUGUAUCAUACCUGAACAAAGUUCGUUACGGAAUCUUCGAAAACAAGCCAAGAAAAUCCUCUGCAAGUAGGAUAUUUUACUUCCCACUGAAUCUUAAUGCUAUUUUGAAUCUAAUAUCUAAUAAGGGUUCUACUCUGGAGAAUGAAGACACAGUACUCCUGAAAUAUAUUCAUGAAAUCUGGAGUUUUCGUAAGUACAAUUCCAAUUCAUACUCUUUUGGUGUUCAAGCACUGGAUACAUUGGAAGAAGAUAUUCGUCCACGUUCCUACGGGUUAUGUGAUUGUAGUUACGAAACACAUUUUGAACAAAUCAUUCGUUUAGAUUUUGCUCUGAGUGGUCUAAGUAACAAUCACCAAGAAAUAUUAUGGGCUUGUAAAUUCAUGAAUAAAUACCGCAGCAGUAUAUACCGCAACCCAGAAGCCACUUUUAUAUAUAGGUUUCUUCAGAUGCUCAUAGUAUCACUAUGGCCUAAAGAAAGUUGUAUUGCAGUCAGACGGGAAGCUUGCCAUGGAGUAUGGGGAGAUUUCGUAAAAGAAUUUAGGUCAGUCUUCUCUCUUCUUGAUCACAACAAAGAUGAAAAGAUUCAUCUUCGGAGUAUUUGUCAUGUUGUACCACUUACCCGUACCGUCAUGGUGUUCAUUAUAUCCAAAGCUUUGGCAAGCAAUUUAUGUCAUGUGUCUCGGGAAACAAAAGAUGCUGUUAUUGCUGUUAAAUCUGCUUGUUUGGCAUGCGUAUUAUGUCAGGCUGAUGCAAUGUCGAGUGACGUAUUUUAUUCAGAGCCUGACUGGCCGCCUUCAUUUCCGUUUAUUUCGGAAAUAAUGCAUAAUCAUUGGAAUAAUAUGCGAAACCAGUUCCUGGAGUGGUUGUUGUCUCCGACCGAAUUUAUUUUCGAUGUGUGUUUGCUGAAUGCAAUGUUUCAAUUGGAGUGCACUGUUGGAAUAGCAGCUGAGUGGUCUGAUCGUGAAACAUUCUUAUCUCGUUGUGUCAACUUGGUCCAGUGUAAGCCACCUGAUAAUGUGGAUUCUAUUCUCGAGGAGUUUAUACAUAUCGAAUCUUCUAAUAUUUCAUCAUGCUUAAUGUCAAUUGAAAAGUGA